CCCUGGUCGUCCUAUAAAUAUGCAGCUACUUUGUUCUUCUGCAUUAUACUGCCCCUGUGUUUCACCUCAACAAGAAUUUGACAGUUCGGUUACUUAGUCUGUUGGGUGCUCCGGAGGGAAGCAGACUUGAAGUCAACACUUUAGGCGACCAGUGACGUCAUCACGUAGCUCCGAGGUCUGGCUUGGCUCUGUUGGCGGUGGCCGAAGCGAAGCAGCUCAGACAGCAUUUUUAAAAAAACAAAUAAACACAAACCCCGACUGACUUUCUGAGUCAAUUGUGAAAACGGUCCGAGUGACUCGAGGCGGCCCAACAUGUCCGAGACGUACGACUUCCUCUUUAAGUUCUUGGUGAUUGGCAGCGCCGGGACGGGGAAAUCCUGUCUCCUCCAUCAGUUCAUUGAGAACAAAUUCAAACAGGACUCCAACCAUACCAUCGGUGUAGAGUUUGGUUCCAGAGUGGUCAAUGUUGCUGGGAAGACGGUCAAACUGCAGAUAUGGGACACAGCCGGCCAGGAGCGCUUCCGUUCUGUGACGCGCAGUUAUUAUCGAGGAGCAGCCGGAGCACUUCUUGUCUAUGAUAUUACCAGCCGAGAGACAUACAACGCUCUGACCAACUGGCUGACAGAUGCACGCACACUAGCGAGCCCCAACAUUGUCAUCAUCCUGUGCGGCAACAAGAAAGACCUUGAGGCCGAGCGAGAGGUCACCUUCCUGGAGGCGUCGCGCUUCGCUCAGGAGAACGAACUGAUGUUCUUGGAGACCAGUGCUCUGACAGGAGAGAACGUGGAAGAGGGCUUCCUUAAGUGCGCUCGCACCAUCCUCAACAAGAUCGACUCAGGCGAGCUGGAUCCAGAAAGGAUGGGCUCGGGCAUCCAGUACGGAGACGCUUCGCUGAGGCAGCUGCGACAGCCGCGAGGCAGCACCUCGCAGAACAAGCAGCAGUGUAGUUGCUAGGUCUCUGCACUCCUCCUCAUCCAGUGCACAGAACGUCUCGUACAGGUCCGUGACGCCUUCAAACGCUUGUGUCGGAGCCAGUGGAUAUGUUUUUAAGUCUCCUUCUCGUCUGUGUUUGUGUGUGUGUCAGCUCCAGGUGUUUUGGGGUGUCUCACACACACCUCAUGGCACCUGGAUGAGUGCUCGCGGCGACCUCUGCAACUCCUGAGCCUUGGCCUCUGGUAAGGCCUAUUUAUGCGUGAAGACAUGCUCUGAUGGUCUUCAGUCCUUACCAGAUAUGGACAAGUCAAGGGUUGUUUGUACGGACUAUUGUAUUUUUAUUUAUGUUUUCCUCAUUCUGUUUCACACAACCAAAAUUUGCACAUCUUUGGUUUAUAAAUUAUCGUUGAUCGACGAAUUGCUGGGUGUACUUUCUACAGCACUUGAACAUCCGUUGACUGUUUUUGUAAAUGGAACUACUGUAUUUAAAUAGGAGAGAUUUACAACGCCAUUGCAAAGCUUAUCCACAAUUUAAAAGCUGAAAAAUGUUGGCAUCAAAUUGCACUUUUAUUACAUGGGAGUAUUGUUCUCGUUUCCGUCCAGAUUAGUGUUGUUUGGAAUCUAUAUGUUGCCCAUUAUUUGCUGAAAAAGCACAAAGGCAGAGCUCAUGCUCCAGCUGGCCCAAGUUGAAAGUUGUACUAGCGGACCUCCCAAGUCACACUUGCCGUCGACAGACGUCACAGGAAGCCACAGUUCCCUCAAAGCGGUCAUACGUGAGCAAGCGUGUUUUGAACCUCCGGAGUAGUUUUUCACUUUCCCUCGCCAAGCACAUGAGCAGCUCGGGGCUCUCCCACAUGUUAUUGAGAGAGCAACGGGGAAUUCUUCUCCGCACCGCAGCCAGCAAACUUUGUGGGGCUGCGCAGGCCGCGAGGAUGAGAAUGGAAAAAGCCACCACUCAAGGUUAGAGUGACCCAAAACUAACAAGACACGUUUUUAAUGUCAUCUCCUCUUAUGUGUGUUCUCACACAUACACACUUUAUCAUCUCAAGUGAGCACGUAAGCACACUUGGAGCAAAGAAAACGUGAAUCAUGCAAAUGGGAGAUAAUAUAUCUAUCUAUACAUCUUUUAAAUGUACAGUAUAUCAAGAAAUUGUCUUCACUUUUUCUGUCAUAGUUUUCUUCCAUAUGAAGGAGUAUUAGGGUCACACUGAAAAGAAAAACAAAUUCUGAGAUUGCAGUGAUGAUGUUAUUUGAAAAAAAUGUGACUGAGAAUUCAGCUGCGAUUUGCUCCAGCAACAGGAAGUGGAUGGAUGGUACGACAGUGCUGCUUUCCAACCUCCUCAAAGAUGCAUCAAAUUUCUUUUUUAAUGAGGACAAUAGCAUUCUAUCAAUAUUGUCAUUCGUAAAAUAAAUUAAUAACAUCAUUAGGUAGAAUAUAAAGAAUUAUAAUAUGUUUCCGACGAUAAGUUGCUUCAAACCAUCAGGUGCACCCAAAACAAAACAAAAAAACCCCCCCAUAAACAUAAGUUGCUCAGGAAUUAAAUUUUUUGAGGAGAAUUUAUUCUACACAAAA
This is a messenger RNA of Hippocampus zosterae (dwarf seahorse), 2506 nucleotides long. RefSeq names its product RAB4B, member RAS oncogene family (gene rab4b). The transcript has 8 exons. The coding region runs from base 313 to 954 and encodes 213 amino acids. Gene Ontology annotation, biological process: regulation of endocytosis; Rab protein signal transduction. Gene Ontology annotation, molecular function: GTPase activity; GTP binding. The record is from RefSeq and is a predicted model, not a curated record. NCBI's taxonomy places the organism in Eukaryota, Metazoa, Chordata, Actinopteri, Syngnathiformes, Syngnathidae. Gene Ontology annotation, cellular component: endosome.